Eremothecium gossypii ATCC 10895 is the source of this 2910-nucleotide messenger RNA. It is a transcript of the gene CSE1, whose product is annotated as importin-alpha export receptor. Lineage: Eukaryota; Fungi; Ascomycota; Saccharomycetes; Saccharomycetales; Saccharomycetaceae. Gene Ontology annotation, cellular component: nuclear envelope; cytosol. The transcript has a single exon. Gene Ontology annotation, molecular function: nuclear export signal receptor activity; small GTPase binding. The record is from RefSeq and is marked provisional. Gene Ontology annotation, biological process: protein export from nucleus; protein import into nucleus. Bases 1 to 2910 code for a protein of 969 amino acids.
AUGGUUAGUUCAAGCCCCCAGAGGCUAGCAUUUGCAAGAGAUAUGUCAGACUUGACGACUGUUGCGCACUACUUGGGGCAAUCCGUGAUCGCGUCGACUGCACGGUCCGCAGAGCAGCAACUGCGGGGGCUGGAGUCGCAAGAGGGGUUUGCGCUGACUUUGCUACACGUCGUAGCGUCGAACAACCUCGCAGCAUCGACGCGACUAGCAGGGGCAUUGUUCUUCAAGAACUUUAUCCGGAGGAGGUGGGUAGACGAGAACGGAGAGCACCUACUGAGCGCGCGGGAUGUGGAAUUGGUGAAGAAGGAGAUUGUGCCGCUGAUGAUCCAGCUAGGAAGCCAUCUGCAGGUGCAGAUUGGGGAGUCGAUUGCAGUUAUUGCAGACUCGGACUUUCCAGAACGGUGGCCGACCCUGCUGGAUGACCUAGUGGACAAGCUGUCGGCGGAGGACAUGGUUACAAAUAAGGGCGUGCUGACGGUGGCGCAUUCUAUUUUCAAGCGGUGGCGGCCGCUGUUUACGUCGGACGCGCUAUACCUUGAGAUCAAGCUGGUGCUGGAAAAGUUUGCGGGGCCUUUCCUGCAUCUUUUGCAGACGGUGGACGAGCAGAUAUCAGCGAACCGCGCUGACGAGGCGAAGCUGCGGUUGCUAUUUGAUGUGCUGCUAGUGCUUGUGAAGCUGUAUUACGACCUGAACUGCCAGGAUAUUCCCGAGUUCUUUGAGGACAACAUGCAGGUUGGUAUGGGCAUAAUGCAUAAAUACCUGGCGUACGACAAUCCACUACUGGAAGAUGAAACAGAAGACGAGGAGGCGAGCGUGGUGACUAAGGUCAAGUCUUCAAUUGCGGAGCUUGUGCAGCUCUAUACGUCACGCUACGAGGAUGUUUUUGGCCCGAUGGUUGAGCAAUUCAUCCAGACUACAUGGAACUUGUUGGUGUCCUUGACAUGCCAACCCAAAUAUGAUAUCCUUGUUUCCAAGUGUUUGUCCUUCAUGACCGCUGUUGCACGCAUCCCACGGUAUUUUAACCUGUUCAACAACGAAGCUGCGAUAAACAGUGUCACAGAGAAGAUAAUCUUGCCAAACGUGACCCUGAGAGACUCUGAUGUGGAACUCUUCGAAGACGACCCAAUAGAAUACAUAAGAAGGGAUUUGGAAGGCUCAGACUCUGACACCAGAAGAAGGGCAUGCACAGACUUUCUCAAAGAGUUGAAGGAGAAGAACGAGAGCCUCCUGACUAAUAUUGUUCUAUCCCACAUAAAGAAAUUUUUUGAAAAAUACCAUGCCCACCCACAGGAAAACUGGAAGUAUAAGGACCUAUGUGUUUAUUUGUUUACCUCUCUAGCGGUCAAGGGAAAUGUCACGAGCUCGGGGGUGAGUUCGACAAAUGCUAUGUUAGAUGUGGUGGAUUUCUUCACGAAGGAGGUCAUGUCAGAUCUGAAUGGGCAUGUUCCGCAUGUGAUACUGCGCGUCGAUGCAAUAAAGUAUAUUCAUACGUUUAGGAACCAGUUAACGAAGGAGCAGCUCGUAGAAAUUUUACCAGUAAUGGCAAACUUCCUGCAAGAUAGCGAGUAUGUGGUUUACACAUACGCCGCAGUUACUAUAGAAAGGAUUCUGUCUAUAAGAGAACCCAAUCCCUCAAAUGCAAUGUUGUUCACCAAAAACGAUUUGACAAAUAGUGCCCAUUUACUCCUGGAUAAUCUUUUUGGCUUGACAUUGAAGCAAAACACGAGUCCGGAAAAACUAGCCGAAAACGAAUUCUUAAUGAAGACCAUCCAUCGGAUUCUAUUGACUGCUGAAGAUUCGAUUAAACCAUAUGCGAUGGAUAUUCUUAACCAGUUACUUGAGAUAAUCAAAAUUAUUGCGAAGAAUCCAUCGAAUCCGAGGUUUACUCAUUUCACUUUCGAAUCCGUAUCGGUUGUUAUAAGAUAUAACCAUCAUAAUCUCAACGUUCUCAUUGAUACUAUGAUGCCUAUCUUCUUGGAUAUCUUAGCAGAGGAUAUUCAAGAGUUCAUCCCAUACGUUUUCCAAAUUAUUGCAUAUUGUUUGGAGCAAAUCCCAUCUGGUAAUAAUAUUCCAGAAAAUGUGAAACAGCUAUGCCAGCCGUUACUGUCGCCAGCUGUUUGGGAAAUGAAGGGAAAUAUACCAGCAGUUACUAGGCUCUUGAAGGACAUAAUCAAGAUAGACGCAUCCGUGUACCCAGAUCUAGUUCCUGUAUUGGGUGUAUUCCAGAGGUUGAUUGCUUCGAAGGCUUACGAUACACAAGGUUUUGAACUUCUGGAGUAUUUCAUGAAUUACAUCCCCCUUCCAUCAUUACAGCCAUACCUAAAACAAAUCGCAGUGCUGUUACUUCAGCGCCUACAAAGCUCUAGAACUGAAAAAUACGUUAAAAAACUAACUGUCUUUCUGGGUGUUAUAUCCCACAAACUCGGUUCCGAUUUUGUUGUUCAAUUCAUUGAUGAUGUCCAACCUGGUUUAUUUGAACAGAUUUGGAGUAAUUUCAUCAUUACCGCGUUGCCGAGCAUUGGCAACUUGUUAGAUCGCAAACUGGCGCUCAUCGGCUCCUUAAACACUGUGGUUAAUGGUUCACUUUUUACCUCUAGGUAUGGCUCCUUGGUCGUUCCAACCAUGAAUGUCAUUUUAACUACAGCCGUAUCGGAAAGCAUUGUACAUACAAAGAGCGAGUACAUUAAUUCAGAGCCAUCAGACGAGAUAACCACAUUUGGCUCUAGCUUUAGCAGACUGGGUACGAUUGCGGAGAAAUCAUUUGACCCCCUUUCUCACAUCGAUCUCACGAGGGGCGUGAAGCUGUACAUCGCUAACAUUCUAACAAGACUAGAUCCAUCCUUUAUGAAUGAAAUUACUAUGGGAUUAUCCGAGGACGCAAAAAAGGCACUGAAUUCUCUGGGUCCAUAA